AUGUUAUCUCGUCUCGCUGCAUGCACCGUUCUUGCCCUCCCCUUCCUUGCGGCCGCCACCCCAGCCUCUCUCACCAAACGCGGCGUACCGGCCAGCUCAUGCUCUACUGCUCCCAUUCAGUGCUGUGAAUCCACAGAGACGGCGGGCUCCGCUGCAGGGGCGGAGUUGCUCGAUGCUGUGGGUGUUGUCGUGCAGGAUGUUAACGUCCUCCUCGGCGUGACUUGUUCUCCUAUCUCCGGAGUUGGAGUCGGAGGUGGCAGUUGCAGCGCCAACCCUGUCUGCUGCUCUGACAACAACUUUGGCGGUUUACUCUCUAUUGGCUGCAUUCCUGUUGACCUGUAA
This is a messenger RNA of Somion occarium, 342 nucleotides long. The record is from the annotation of a GenBank genome assembly. NCBI's taxonomy places the organism in Eukaryota, Fungi, Basidiomycota, Agaricomycetes, Polyporales, Cerrenaceae.